Homalodisca vitripennis (glassy-winged sharpshooter) is the source of this 6209-nucleotide messenger RNA. Its product is annotated as octopamine receptor beta-2R-like. The transcript has 9 exons. Gene Ontology annotation, molecular function: octopamine receptor activity. Gene Ontology annotation, biological process: adenylate cyclase-activating adrenergic receptor signaling pathway. Lineage: Eukaryota; Metazoa; Arthropoda; Insecta; Hemiptera; Cicadellidae. Gene Ontology annotation, cellular component: membrane. Bases 643 to 1947 code for a protein of 434 amino acids. The record is from RefSeq and is a predicted model, not a curated record.
CUGUCAGUUGCCUUUGCGCGCUACCGUCGUCAGGCACCGCCGCGGCCUCUUCGCGCGGGACACUUCAAACAGAAAAUCUUGUUAAUGCAAAUCACCAGCUAAGAAAAUUCCUACGGAUUGUUCUGUCGGUGUUUGCAGACGUUUGACGAGUGAUCACGUUUACUGUGGAUUGUAUUGUGGGGGGUUUUGUGUUUGGAUGUGUGUGCAGUGACAGAACGCCGCAGUUUUGGAGGCUAACAAAUUUUCAACACUAGCAAAAAGAACUCGAUUUAUCCUUAACGCUUUGAAUAUAAGGAGCAGAGAGAUAUAGAUAUAAAGAAGAAACGUCUUAAAAUGUACUUUGAAGGCGUGGAACGGAUUUAAGUUAUUAAGAUCUACCAAAUGGAGGAUGUGUCGGGUUGUGUAAACAACGGUCCAAGAAGGAUUUGAAUCGCAGAAGAGUGAUAGACUACAUAUCUUAGUCAAAGCGCAUAUCGUAAUAAAUAUUUUAUGUUGUGUCCGUUUUUUUUGUUAGAUAUGUACACUUUUGUAGAUUCCGCAGCCGGUGCUUAAAAUGGAAAGUCUAGCGAAAUCUCUUGAACAGAUUAAUAAUAAUAAGACGCUGUUAUUAUUGGUUUAAUGUAGGUUUCAAUUCUUUAGAAGAUGGGGUCAAUAGGAGAUAUAGGUGACAAUUUUAAAUACUCCUCGAAUAUAGUCUCGACAGCGAUAUCUCCCCAAAAUUACAACGGGACCACGAAUAUCUCGAUGGCGGUAAAUAUGACGUUGACGGAGGAGGAGCAAGAGUGGACUGACGUGCUGCUGCUGGUGUUCAAGGCUAGCGUCAUGGGGAUGAUUAUCAUCGGUGCGAUAUUCGGUAACCUGCUGGUCAUCGUCAGUGUCAUGAGGCAUAGGAAACUGAGGGUGAUAACCAACUACUUCGUGGUGUCACUUGCUUUCGCGGAUAUCCUGGUGGCCAUAGCCGUGAUGACGUUUAACGCUAGUCUACAACUAACGGGGCGCUGGAUGUUCAGUCAGUUCAUGUGUGACGUGUGGAACUCCUUGGACGUCUACUUCUCCACUGCUUCCAUCCUCCAUCUCUGCUGCAUCAGUGUGGACCGGUAUUACGCCAUAGUCAAGCCCCUCAAGUACCCCAUCAACAUGACUAAGAGGGUGGUCGCCAUCAUGCUCAUCAAUACGUGGUUCGCUCCCGCUGUCAUCUCCUUCCCCCCUAUCUUCUGCGGCUGGUACACCACCAAGGACCACAAGAUACUGCCUAACGAGUGUGACUUUGAGGUAAACCCGUGGUACGCACUUUUUUCGUCUUCCGUUUCUUUCUGGAUCCCAUGCACGAUAAUGAUCUUCACAUACCUUGCCAUCUUCAAGGAGGCGAACCGCCAAGAGAAACAGAUUCACUCACGGCUGGGAAACCCUGCGCUGCUUAGCCACGGCAGGGACUGCAACGGAGAGGCUCUUAGUUCAAGUGGUGGCUCCAGCAAAACAUUGACCCUACACGAGGUUGGCCCCGCGCAUGCGCAGUCCACACCGACCAAAGACCGCAACAUCAUCAAGAUGAAGCGAGAACACAAAGCUGCUCGAACCCUAGGAAUCAUCAUGGGGACAUUUAUACUCUGCUGGUUACCUUUCUUCUCCUGGUACGUCACCAGUGUGGUAUUUGGCGUGCAGUAUCCCGACGUAGUGAUGAUCACGGUCUUCUGGGUCGGAUACUUCAAUUCCACUCUGAAUCCUCUCAUCUACGCCUACUUCAACCGCGACUUCAGAGAGGCCUUCAAGAAUACUUUGCAGUGCGCUUUCUGCAGUCUGUGCCGGCGGCCACCCUCGGACCUGGACGCUCUCGACCUCCGUCGUCCCAGCCUCCGGUACGACGACAGGACCCGGUCUAUCUACUCGGAGACCUACCUAAAGCACAUCGACCGGCGGAGAUCCAGCGAACUCGGCUCUAGUCUGUGAUACGAACAGACCGUAUAGAGAGACUCUCAUUAGUUGAGUAAUGUAGUGGCUAGUAAUCGCUUCCCAGUUCUGCGUGGCAUUAUACGAUCACGUGGUUCUCAAGAAAAUAUACUGUUGACAAUUGUAAGUAUUGUUCAGUAUUAUAGCGUACGAGAAGGCGUUAUCGGACAUUCUUACUAGAGUAACAAAAUUAACAAAUAAUAUUACCAUUUUAUAAAUACUUUAGGCCCUGACGAUAAGUUCAAUUAUUUAAAACUAUUACUGUUAAAUUCUUAUUCAGAUAUUCUGUUUAUAAUAAUAAGAUACUACUUAAGAUACUACUUUAAACUAAUAAGACAGUAUUAUUAACUAUAAAGUCCACGUGCGAACUUGUUAGAAUAACUGUCUUCCAUCUGUUCGUUAUACUAGGCAAUAAAAAGUGUAACAAACAAAACUUUGUGUAACAUCAAGUUUUCUAAAUUACUUAGUUAUGUAUCAAAUUAACUUUUGUUUUAUUUUUGAAUACCAUUCUAACGUGAAAACAUAUAAUUGGGCCAAAUAUAGUUUAAUAUACUAAUGCUUGGCCGAAAUUUAGAGGGAAAAGCUGCUUACUUAAAAAUCUGUCGAUACAUUAUCUCUUUUUGUCCUUUUAAUCGUCGAUUAAUUACUUCGGUCCUGAAGCAAGUUCCCCUGUGAUGUCUAGUCAGUACUGGUAUUUUUAUUAACUUACACCGAUUUUGGGCGAUUUUUCUUAAUAGACGAACAAACCUAAGUAGUAAAAUUUAUUUGUAAAUAUUGUAAAACUUAUAGUUAUAUUUUCCCAAAAGAAAGCAAUAAGUAUUUUUUAUAGUUAAGAUCAUUAUCUUUAACUAUUUAUUGUACAUAGUUUUUCGCUCCUCAUGGUGAAUUACGCUGUUAAACUGAUGCAACUCACGGGUCUAUAGUUUUUAUAUACUAUAAAUAAUAUAUUGUAUAUAACUAAUGUAGGUUUGUGAUAUUUAAACUAUAUUUUAUACUCAUCUGCAUUUAAGUAACCGUUAUAAAAAGAUCAUGCAAAUUUAUGCAGUGCAGUCCAUAUUUUAUUGGUAUGAUCAGUGUUAUGUGAUGGCAUUUGCAAUGAAACGUGUGGCUCAUUCAGUGUAUAAAUAUCACUGAUACAACUCAGCAUUACAUUACGUAAAAUGUGUUUGUAAAGAUUGUGUUUAUUACAAUGUUGUCUUGCAUGAAAUUUUUAAUAUCAAAUUUAUUCGUUGUCACCGUGCGUAAUAGUUGUAUAAAUUAUAACUACAGUGUAAUAAAUAAAUUAUUAAAAUUGUUAAUAGGCACUGUAAGACCGGCUAAAGAAUCUAAGGUUCCAGUCUCUUUGGCGCAACUUGUAAUAAUCGAAAUGUUUCCUGAAAAUAUGUAAAUGUAUUGCUUAUUUAUUCAAAAAAACUCACACUCUGUUUGGUGCGACUUUUAACAAUCUUAAUGUUUCCUGAAAAUAUAUAAAUGUUAUGCUUGUUUAUUCCAAAACUUGCAACUUUGUUUUGAAGCAUAAUCAUUAAAAUGGUAACAACAGAACUGUUUUUCAAAUACAUUCUAUUCGACGCAAUUUAUAGUUUAACAAUAUAUAUAUAUUGGCUGAAAAUAUCAAAGUGACGCUUGUGUAUUUCAAAACAUCUACAUGGAUUGAAGUUACUCCUUAACACUCGAUGAGAAAAAUUCCCCAUUGAAAUAGGUAAUAUGUAGUACAAAUAGACUGAAUUAUAGUUGUUGGUCCAAUCAUAAACUUGUAACAAGAAUUAUUUUUUCAGUUGGUCGUCAAAUAACAUAUUCUUCUUAUAACACUAUUUUUACGACAAAAGCUGUUACCUGCAAUAUUAAUGUGACAAAGUUUUUUACAACCAAAUUAUAAAUAAUCAGUUACGAAAUAUCAAAAUUUUGUCAAAUUUAUGUUUCUACAAUAAAAAUUUUAAAUAUUCUUGAAUGAGUUAUUAUUCAAAAAUUUUAAUAUAAAAAUCGCGUCAAGACCCUAAAUGACACUUUUAUUUAGAUUUGCUUAUGAUUUUUCUACAUUUAUCUGUAUUCAUUAUGCAAGUAUUUCAUCCUGCUUAAACACUUAGUGACCUAUUUAUAUCCUUGAUUUGAUAUAAUUUAACCAUGACGCAAUAUGAUGUUUCAUUGUGUUAGUGCCACCACUACAGAAUCCUACUCAAUUCGAAUAGUGUAUAUAACCAAAGCUCUGUAACAUACUAAUAUCGAUCCGUAUGUGACGUGCAUGUCUGUAGUAGCUGUAAGAUUUAGUCAUAUAGCCGGUGUACUGUGAUUUACGGAAAUAUGGACGUUAUCCUCACACAAUUCGAUGUUGUUAUUCAAUGUCAGUGAUUGGUCUGUCUGAAACUAUGGUCCAACCUAGCAGUACCUCUUCGGUCGGUGUGUACAAUGGUUCCACUUCGUUCAAACCUUUUUAUUAAUCCUACUUUCUGGGAAUUUAAAAUAAAUAUAGUUUGUACAUGAACAAAUAAAUAAUAUCUUUAAUCCUGCAAUUACAGGAAGGGUACUAAUUAUUAUCGAUUCAGAUAUUGUUAACUUUGAUUAAUUAAUAGGAACAUACAAUAAAAACUAUUAAGGCCUUUGAAGUGUAAAACAUUAGCUUUAAAUACGGCUUGUUUGGGGUCUUUCAAAUAUUGGAAGAUAAUGUAUUUUAAAGUUUUAUUAUAAAAAUGCUAAGCAAUGAUUAGAAUAAAAUCGUUUACGUCACAUUUUGAGACCUUAUUUGUGUAUAACACAAUAUUUUCAGUUGUAUAAACACAUUUUGUCUUUUAUCUCAAGUUACAUACUCUGUUUUCCUCAGGCGAAAUAAUAAAACCACACUUUUAUUAUAUAAUUAUUUACUUCUUAUGUUUUGAGUCAUUUAAAUCUGAGUUAAAGUUUUACAAAAAUGUGUAUUAUUGUUCCUAUAGUAAAAUUCAUUUAGCUUGUUCUAAAACAUUACCAGUUACAUAGUCUUAUGUAUAUAUAUAUAUAUAUAUAUAUAUAUAUAUAUAUAUAUUAUACAUAAUAUUUCAUAGUAAUUUGAUAUUUGCACAUUGAUAGAUAAUAUUUAAAUUUUACAAAUUAUCAUAACCGACUUAAAAUACAAAAAACACAUUAAAUUGUUAAUUUAUCUGUGACAGAAAAUAAAAAGCCAAAAACUGCAAUAUAACCAUGAUUAGGUCAAAUGUUUUACACAAAAAUAGACAUUCAAUUUAAAUUAUUUGCAUGAAUCAUACACAAUUAAUAACAGUGCAAAUAAUUUACCAAAUUUUUACGAGAUCGUUUUUAUCGUAUUACCGUACGAUUAAUUUAAAUUUUAAAUGCUGUUCACGUAUCUUUUCAGUUAUCAUAAUCAUUAAAGUAUUACAGACAAUUAUAAACUUUUGUUAGGUAUUCCUAUUAAAUAUAGAACAGUGCUGCAAAAUAUUUAAUAAAUUUCAUGCAGCAAUAUAAAAGUUGGCAAUAAUUCAUUUCUUAUUUUUUCAGUACAUACAUGAAAUACAUUUAUUAUGUACAAAACGUAGUUCUUAAAACUCUAUUAAUCUUGCCUGUAAUCUUGAGUAUUUUGUAAUUGGGACACACCGACAUAAAAUACCAGCUCGACAAUCGCCCCUAAACACAAAUUAUAUUAGACCGAGCUCUAGCAGUUAUAUUCUAGCUACUAACGUAAGUUAAUGUUGAAAAUGGCAUCAAUAUUUUACAAAAAAAUGUAAUGAUGCCUAACUGACGGAUGUCAGUAUAUUUUAUUUUGUAUUUUGGGCAGUACUAUACUCUUAGUCAUUCUACAAAUAGAUAUAUAAUAAUAAAAUGUCUUUUUACCAAUGGUAUUAUGUUAAUAUACAUAUGAGAAUAAUAUGUAUCACAAGAAUAAAAUAUUGGUGCCUUUUUCCUUUAUUGUGCACGGCUUACAUUAAUAAAAGCCUGCAUUUUAAUCAACGAAUAUCAUAGUUUUAGUAUUUUUGUUCCUUUCUAAUAUUAUCGAGCGAUAAACGGGGAAAAGCACAAAUUAUUGUACAUAGUCGUUUUGUAGCGUGUUGUUUUGUGUGUAGCAGACUUACGCUAUAUUAGGUGUCUACAAUCGUCGUACGUUGCAGUUAGAAGACUUGAAUGUGGUGAGUGUAGAUCUAACAAAAGUUGAUAUUAUUUUUACUAAUGCCAGAGUCUUGUAUUUGUAUAUAUCGCGCGAGUUGGAGUUACCUGCAGGAUAUAGACACAAUAUAGAGUGAUACAAAUGUAUAAAACAGAGAAUAAACACUAUAACUAUC